Messenger RNA from Sphaerulina musiva SO2202, 1640 nucleotides. RefSeq lists its product as uncharacterized. The record is from RefSeq and is a predicted model, not a curated record. The coding region runs from base 1 to 837 and encodes 278 amino acids. Gene Ontology annotation, cellular component: cytoplasm; mitochondrion; membrane. Lineage: Eukaryota; Fungi; Ascomycota; Dothideomycetes; Mycosphaerellales; Mycosphaerellaceae. The transcript has 2 exons.
AUGACUUUUGCAUUCUUUGCAGGGCGGUCCACUCUGCGUCGUCUCCACCAAACCGUUCAGCGAAAUCUCCACAAACAACACCAGCGGAACGAAUCGACGAAAUCGAAACACUCCUCGAAGACGAAUCCCGGAGGAGGAGGAGGAGGAGGAGAUGUUCCACAUACCACCCCGCCGAGUUCCGGAUCCUACUAUGCCUGGCUCGAACCGAUCAAAUUCCCCUUUCGCGCCUACAGCUCCAUGCAAGCUCGCUCACCCUUGACGGUGCAAUUGGAGAGCAGUCUGAUCAUCUAUUUUCUCGGCGACUUGUCCGCGCAGUUUGUGCAGACGUCGAGCUUCACCGAAGGGAGAUAUGAGCCCAUACGGGGGCUGCGAGCCAUGGUGAUUGGGGGAAUUUCGUCCAUUCCGAGCUACAAAUGGUUUAUGUGGUUGGGGAGAAAUUUCAAUUAUGAUAAACAUUGGAAAGGGCUGGUGGUGAAGAUUGUCGUGAGCCAGACGCUGUUUACGCCGAUUUUUAAUACCUACUUUUUUGGUAUGCAGACUUUACUUGCGGGAGGCACGUGGAAGGAGACUGUGGAUAGGGUUUGUAGGACGGUGCCGGUUUCGUGGGUGAAUAGUUGGAAAUUGUGGCCUUUUGUUACGGCUUUCAGUUUUACUUUUAUACCGCCGCAGAACCGCAAUAUUUUCGCGGGUUUCAUUGCCAUUGGAUGGCAGACGUAUCUGUCUUGGUUGAAUAGAGCUGCUGAAGCAGAGCUGAGAGCACAGGAGAAGAUAGAGGGCUCAUUGGGGAAGCAAAGAGACAGGAAGAGUAGCAAACAGCAGAAGAUUGAGCAAAGGUGAUGGAGAGGAAGAGCGAGGCCUUUAAAACACGGGCAAUGAGUCGAGAAGCCGCUGUGGAAAGAGCUGCCACUGGUAUGCUUGCGCAUGGGCCCGCGAAUGAAGAAGUGCGGGCUCUUUCGUGGUGCUUUCAUCCUCGAAAUUAUGAGUGGUUCUCUCUCAGAGUUGACCUCGCCAUGAGCCGUGGUGACAGCACAGCAGAAGCGAUGUGAGCACCUACGACAGCUCCUGGCCGUCCGAAACUAUGCUUCGUAGCACAACAUGUCCUACAUUGCCGAGCUGCUGCUUGAGCCAUGCUAUCUGGAUUCAACAGUACAAUGACAUUGCCUCCGGAGACGACAUCGGCAGUGCUGCUUUCUGGCAACCCGGCAUCGCUCUGAGCUGCAUGUUUUACGGCCCGAGCAAAGCGAAGGAAGUCUCCAAGAUGUGUGUGGUCGCAGCACGGCAGCCCAGCCAUCAGGUCUAUACCCUCGCUUUGAGGGACCCCAAAACACAUCAGCUCGCCUCGAUGUUGAGCUGGUCGCCUUUGGCAUACGGAAAAUGGAUGACCACAAGCGUAUAUGGCUGUAGAAGGGUGAACAUUCGCGACGACGUCUGCGAUUACAAACACUCUCCAGGCUCCUACGAUUAUGCCUGGCGAGGCUGAACAAGCGCAGCUCUCUUGCAUGUAUGUGCAUGCAGGAAAUGCCAUUCGUAUGGAGCGCCUGCCAAUGGAGUGGCGCAGAAGUGAUGGCUGCCUGAUAUGGUGCGAUAGCGACACAGCGGUGUGCACGACACAGCGCCGCGAAUGGUAUACAUAGACACCA